Messenger RNA from Aureobasidium vineae, 1884 nucleotides. The record is from the annotation of a GenBank genome assembly. Lineage: Eukaryota; Fungi; Ascomycota; Dothideomycetes; Dothideales; Saccotheciaceae.
CACUUCCUUCAAAUACACAUCACCAACAUGUACGCCGAACGGCAGCUGGCAUACGCGCCGACUCCGUACAGCUACACUCCCACCUCAACACUCUCGGCCACUAUCAAUGUUGAUGAGGAGCUCAAACUCGCAAACAACAGCGCCGAACGUGACCUCUAUGAAUCGCUGGCUGAGAUAUACAGCAUCAUUGUUACUCUGGAAGCACUCGAGAGGGCUUUUCUCAAAGACUCGAUUUCUGAGACUGACUACACCGACACAUGCAGUCGAUUGCUGAAGCAAUACAAGUCCAACCUAGCAGAUGACUCGGUCGCCAGAGCCUUUGGAAGCCUGGAUUCUUUCAAGCUGGAAUGGAACCUUGAAGUUCCUCGUGCCACUGAUCGUCUGAAGAUUGGUUUGCCAGCUACUGUAGAGGCUCCUUCACGUGCACCUGGUGCUCAAUCCGGCGGUGGAGCUGGUGCGAAUGCUACCCACAUCGUAUCAGCUUCGGAGAACUUUAUCACUCUCUUUGAUGCUAUCAAGAUGAACAUGCUUUCCAAGGACACACUUCAUCCCAUCCUUGUUGAGACUAUCCAAGCCGUCAACAAGGUCACGGACCAAGACUUUGAGAACAAGGCCAAAAUAGUACAGUGGCUCAUCACUCUCAAUCAGAUGCGCGCUGCUCAAGAACUCUCCGACGAUCAAGCUCGCGACCUUCAAUUCGACAUGAAUCUGGCAUAUGAUGGCUUCAAAGCGACUCUUGAAAUUAUCCAUCAACGAGCGUCACUCUCAUUAUCAACCAGAAUGUCUGACUCUACCAACAACCAUGCAUCGCAGCAGUCAGACCAAGAUGGGGAGAUUUACACCAAGCCUUCGUCACAGCAGCUACUAGACACAUUAUCCCUACUCAGCCUAGAACCUCAGUCAUGGGACAAGACCGCCGCCCAGUCUAAGCCUAAAGUGCGCUCUAACGGCGUUCCUCAAUACCUCACACGAAUCGUCUCGAGCCCGCUGGACUGGAUUGAAGAUGACGUAGAGAAAGAGAAGAUUUGGGAUUCUGCUUCAUUGCGCUUGAGUGAACGUUCUGGUCGUACCGGUAUGGGUGCCAUUAGUCGUUCCUUUCGGAUACCACUCGCUGCCGACACUACCAAUAGCUCAAGCACAAUGAAGCCAGUCAUCACUACAUCGCACGAACAAGAUACGACCGUCCAAGUCAGCAUUCAUGAACCUGCGCUUACUGAAGACAAUCUUGGUCUAAAGACGUGGGCCUCUUCAUUUGUCUUUGCCCGGAACUGGCAUACCCUACGCGAUCGCAUUCCUUUGAUCUUUGACAAGGAUGAGACUGCAACAAUUUUGGAGUUAGGCGCAGGCACAGGUCUUGUUGGUAUCGCCGCAGCAGCUGUACUUGGUGCAAAUGUGCUCUUGACAGACUUGCCUGAAAUUGUGCCAAAUCUCGAAAGGAACAUUGCCUCGAAUAGAGACAUGAUCGAGUCGAGGAAUGGAUCUGCUCGCGCCGCUAUGCUUGACUGGACUGUGCCGGAGAAAAUAAUCUGCCCUGAGGAUGCGGAGGAACCAAGACGUCCGCUUGUCGCCGAGGGAAAAAGUUCAAGAUAUUCUCUGGUUGUUGCUGCCGACCCUAUCUACUCCAAAGAACAUCCUGCCUGGCUGGUCCAGACAAUCAACUGUCACCUUGACCAAGGCCCUGAUGCUCGCGUUCUGAUCCAGAUACCAAUCCGUGAUGCUUAUGCAGAAGAGCGCGCAGACCUCAAGGACCGAAUGAUCAAAAUUGGCUUGGAACUAUGCCAUGAGCAAACAGAAACAGGAUAUGAUGAUUGGAGUGAUGGCCAGGGUGAAGAACUAAGUGAAGUCGAGUGCUGGUUGGGCAUGUGGAAAUGGAAGGAUGCUUAG